AUGGAGAAAGAACUAAUGCGACACUUUGAUUGGAAGACGGUUAUCAGCCUGCGGUACGAAUGGGUAAACAUUCCCUACAACUGCCGCAGUAAGUGGAAUGAACGAUCGCCCGGAUGCAUGAUGUGGCACGUUUACGUCAGAUCGAGGGACGCUAAGCGAGCGGAUCGAGAACUACGCUUAUGGCUGCACCCGUCUACCCCUAAGAAAGAUUUUCCAUGGUGCGCGGUCACACACUACAUUAGCGAUUGGAAGGCUGCUCAGAAUGGGACAAUCAGCGUUAAGGCCGUGGGUCCGGUUAAGGAUGAGAAUCUCACCAUGAUCUCAAAGCAUAACGACUUUGUGGAACUGACCCAGGCCAAAUAUUUUCACGCGGAGAAAGUGGCAGCUGCGGAUGUGACCUCGGACUCCGAUUCUGACGACUCCUUGCUGGAGAACGUCUCCCACAAGUUCACCAAAGUGACUGUCAAAGGGAAGACGAAGAUCAAGAAGCAACCUCCAAAGUCGGCUGUGGCACCGACUCUGGAGCAUGACGGUCUGGUUCUCACUCCUGCGCAGCAGCGCCGUGCGAAGGAAGCAGAGAGGAAGAGAAAAAUGGACCUGGAGAACAACGUUCCUAGUCCCUUGUUCAUCAUGGUGUUACCCGGUGAGAUGGAAGGGACCUAUUUGUUCAUCAGUAGGCUGAAAUAUGCUGCCUUGGCAACAAAUGUACUGAAUGGACUGGUUCCGUUCUUUACACAUCAUUUGGGGGAGUUGACGACUACUCAAGUUAAUAGGGUGAUUGCGAAGUGGCUGUCCAUGUCUCUGAUCCAUACGACACGCCGCAAGGAACUUGUGUGGUGCUUGGAGACUUUACGGGCUCGACCAUCGGACCAAACCCUACAAGGCAUUGAUGAAGCCAUCGACUUCCUUGAUGGCUUUGGGUCUGACCCACUUGAUGUCGCCGAAGCUAAGUUGGAAUUCGAUAUGGAAAUGGCAGAUGCAAAAGAUAUCGAUGAUGGAGCUACAGUAGCAGGCGCCAUGGAUGAGUUACUUGAGAAGGAUAGCCAAUUGGAAGCGGCAAUCACUGAAAUUGAGUUUAAGGAGAAUCUUUUAGUUGAGAAGAGCAGCGCUUUGGAAGCUGAACGACUUCGUUCUGAAUCCCUGGCCAACGAACUUGCGGCUCUGCGCCUCCUGCAACAGACUAUUUCGAGCCAAGACGCGCAGCCGGCUUUGCCUCCCCAACCUGCAGCCACGGUCUCCUUUCCCCAGGACAGGUUAGAGUCAGCCGUGGCCGAUUCUGCCGCGAAGGAGCCAACUUUGCCGGCUACUCCAGCGCGAGCAGCCAAGUCAAGUCCGCUCAUGGCACUCCUACCGAGCUCGCCACCUAGGGCUACUACGGCCAUCGCCAACCAACCUCCGCCUCGAGACACCACCACUGCUGCUUCUCGGAGGGAACUUACAAGUAAGUCAGGGGGCUGCUGGGCGAGGGGUAGGGUGGGUCAGUUCCCACAUCAAUUGUUGCCUGCCUGCAAGAGAUCGUCUGAUUUUGCGGCGGGCUUCGGAGAUGACGAGGACCCAUUCCUCCUUGUCCGCCAGGUGGAGUCGGAGGACGUCUACAAGGCGGGAUCGACGGAUGACAGGGCGAAGGUUCCGAGGUAG
Cylindrotheca closterium is the source of this 1638-nucleotide messenger RNA. The record is from the annotation of a GenBank genome assembly. NCBI's taxonomy places the organism in Eukaryota, Bacillariophyta, Bacillariophyceae, Bacillariales, Bacillariaceae.